AUGCUGACAGUUCCUCAUACCCUCGCGGCCUUGGCCGUUCUGCCAUUUGUUGCAGCCCUCCAGCCCGUGCCAGCCUUCAAACCAGUACGAGCACGAAGAACUGCAGCUCAAAGCAGUGUUUCUCCCAGCCGUCAUGUCUCAUUGCCUUAUCAGUCAGACAACUCGUCGGCCGUCGCGCAGGUCGAAGCUGACUUUAAUCUUCUCACGUUUAACCUAGAAGAUGUCGCUUCUCUUAGCAGUGUGGAUGAUCACAUCGAAUACUUCUCCGUCCAAUUCAACUCUAGUGCUCCCAUCUCGGGGAAGAAGAGACGUGACUUCAGUGUCUCCGAUACACUGGACUAUGAUUGGAGUGGAGAGCUCAUCAAUCUAGACGACCUAGAGAUCGAUGUUUACUCAUCAACUCUAACAGCUACUGUGGAAUUAAGCGGUGGAAUCAAUUACAAUUCGACCACCAAAGCCUACAGUGGCUAUCUGGAGUUUGACCUCGGCUUCGUAGGUGAUAUUGAUGUUCAGGCAUACGCGAAAGCAUCCUACUCGGACGAUCUGUAUGACUACACCGUCGCAGAUGUUUCAGUCUCAGCCAUUGAUAUCGACGAUAUUAUCAAAAUCGGACCAACCAUCGAGCUUUCCCUUGGUGUUGAGUUCGCUAUUACCGGAUCUGCAAAUGUCACCGCCGACGUCACAAUGGAAGUAACCGAUGGGAAAAUCUACAUCGACCUGCUUGAGAGCAGUGGAUCCUACACUUCUGGAUGGACUCCGACUUACACUGCGGAUGCAAACUUAACCACUGAGGUCGAUGCGGAGCUUAAUCCCUAUGUGGAACUUGACCUUUCCAUUGGCAUUGAGAUUCUUGAUGUUGUCGACAUCUCGGUUGGUAUUGAGGCAACUGCUGAAAUUUUGAAUGAGUUCUCUGUUGAUGGCAACUUCAGUCUCAGUAGCACUACUGGAGCUAGCCUCACUGAUGGAAGUGGCUCUUGUAGCAAUGGUUAUUGGUAUGCAUGUGACUUUGUCUUUGACAUUGAGGCUUAUGUUACGGACAUCUGGUCGGAUACUCUGUAUGAGGUUACUAUUCCUAUCUAUGAGACUGAGUGCAUCGCAUUCUGA
Molecule: messenger RNA, 1104 nt
Organism: Penicillium malachiteum
Lineage: Eukaryota; Fungi; Ascomycota; Eurotiomycetes; Eurotiales; Aspergillaceae
Exons: 2
Coding region: 1-1104 (367 amino acids)
Source: RefSeq, a predicted model, not a curated record